AAGGCGCUCGCAGCUGCGAUUCGAACAUUCGAAGAAGAUCCCUUAGUCUCCGAAAUGAACGCAAAGGUGGUGAUGGUUCUGCUCUUGGGCGCCGCAUCGUUCCCCGCCUGCUCCUCCCAAGGACGCGUGCCGCCCCCCGCCGCCCCCGGCUACUACCCGCCGCCGCCCCCGGCGUCGAGCUACAGCGCGGAGCAUGACGCCGCCUCCACGGCAGCCAAGAGGUCCCUCGGGGGUGGCGGAACGGCGGCGGGGUCAAGCGGCUACCCUCCGGGCGCCGCCCCCGGCUACUAUCCGCCGCCGCCCCCGGCGUCGAGCUACAGCGCGGAACAGGCCGCCGCCUCCACGGCGGCCAAGAGGUCCCUCGGGGGUGGCGGAACGGCGGCGGGGUCAAGCGGCUACCCUCCGGGCGCCGCCCCCGGCUACUAUCCGCCGCCGCCCCCGGCGUCGAGCUACAGCGCGGAACAGGCCGCCGCCUCCACGGCGGCCAAGAGGUCCCUCGGGGGUGGCGGAACGGCGGCGGGGUCAAGCGGCUACCCUCCGGGCGCCGCCCCCGACUACCACUUCCCGCCGCACGGUCCCGCCUGCUCGGGCGCCGCGCCGCCCCCAGACGCCGCCGACCACGGCUACUCCUACUACGCUCCCUACGACGCCAGUGGCCCCUACUACACACCGCCGUCUCAUUCGUCCUCAGGCUACUACGAGCUGGACUCGCGGCAGGCCUCCGUCUGCUCGGGGGCGGCCGGGGGCGGCUAUGGCGUCGCGACGUCCACUAGCGCCGCCGCUUCGACGACUCACCCGGGCUUCCACCCCUACUACCCCUACUACCCCUACUACCCUUAUCACUCGUACAAUCCCUACUCGCACUUCCCCUACUACCCACCUUGCUACCACUCCAGGAGGUUCUCGAUGUGAGUGGCCCGUCAGAGCUACGCUACCCCUACUACCUAUUAACCCUACAAGCCCUACUCUCAUUUCCCCUGACAAUGAUACUUCCUUACCUACUGAGGUUCGCUUUGUAAAUGAUGACAUUUCACCUGCACUCUUUUAUCACACUCACUCGCCGUCUUGCAUCAACAAAAGGUUUCUCUAAAUAUGAUCUAGCUAAACCUCACUUCCUCUAUUGCGUCUUAUUUUACCCCAUACUACUCCAAGAACCAGUAAGGUAUCGCUGUUGUAAAUUUCCCCCGAAAAUAUCGUAAUUUAUAAUUUAUUUAUUCUUAUUUAUUGUAUUUAUAUUCUUAAAUAAGCCUGUAUUUAUUUGUUGUAAAUAUUUGUUGUCAAUAAAUGAUCUUCAUGUACUUAUGAAUUACAAGUUAUUUCCUUUUUUCUCGUAAGAACAUGCGAACAUCUGUACACACAUUUAUUCUACAAAUAUAUAAAAUCGCUUAGUUAUUUAACCUAAACUCUAAACUUU
Molecule: messenger RNA, 1414 nt
Organism: Bacillus rossius redtenbacheri
Lineage: Eukaryota; Metazoa; Arthropoda; Insecta; Phasmatodea; Bacillidae
Product: spidroin-2-like
Exons: 2
Coding region: 55-912 (285 amino acids)
Source: RefSeq, a predicted model, not a curated record